AUGCUGGGUAGUGCUCUACAGCACCCUGUUGAGACUGAUGGCGGAGAUGCAGGGGGUGAGGAACAGGAUUCCUACUGGCCUAGCAGUCCUCAUCGAGAGUGGCAGGGUGGUGGGCAGACCCGUGAUGAAACAGGCGAUGAUAAUGAGUAUAGGCCUACUGUAGCGGAGGUCGAGGCGGCGGCGGCAGAGGACUCUGCAGCGGGGGCGGGAGGGGACGCGAAUGUGGAGGAGGAGGUGCAAGAGCAGGAGGAGGAGGGUGCUGGCCGCAAUGCCAGGGAACAUGGAGGGGAUAAUGGGCGGGGAGGAAGGGGUCGAGGGGGUCGUGGGGGGGGACGGGUUGGUCGCGGGCAGGGUCGGUCUUCUGCGCGUGCGCAGGCCGUAGGCAAUGCAGGGGGGCGCAGUGGGGGGUAUGCUAGCGGCCCCCCAGUAGAUGGACGAGGUGGGGGGAGGGUUGGGAGGGUUGCGCAUAGUGCUGCAAGGGCUGGGCGCGGUGGCAGUGGUGGUGGGAGAGCGGCCGAGGCUGCGCCCGAUCCAGGGCCAGGGAAUGCACCCACUCAACGGUCCGAUGGUGUUGGGUCUACGCCGUUGCAUGCUCGUGGCAUCAGUCGGGGUGGUGGGACAGCGGGGAGUCGUGGGCCCAAAGGACCUAGAGUUUCCAACGAGCGGGGCCACCCCCUGGAGAGGAGGUGGGUCUACCCCUGGGAAGAGGAGAAUGAGAGACUGGCAGUAUACGCAGAGCAGGAGGAAAUUUGGCUACCGGGGGAAAGGGAAGAGCUGGCGGUGGAGAAGAAGCGGGAGGACUUCGACUGGCUAGAAGAGGCAAUUGAGAGGCAGAGGCGCCGAGAACGAGACGAACGGGAGUUCGGCUACAGCGACUUCGCCCUCAUGGCAGCAACGAAGGAGCCAGCUCCGGAGGAAGCAGGAAGCGAGCAGCCGGGUAGCAGCACAGAAGCGAGGGGGGGCAGAAUCUGCAGGAAAGAAAGAAGCAGAGCAGCCAGCACCAAAAGAGGAACAGCCAGAGUGGGUGAUCGGGGAGGGAGUGUCGGAAGCUGA
Molecule: messenger RNA, 1053 nt
Organism: Closterium sp. NIES-65
Lineage: Eukaryota; Viridiplantae; Streptophyta; Zygnematophyceae; Desmidiales; Closteriaceae
Source: the annotation of a GenBank genome assembly